AUGAUGCGUGCCGUAGCGACAGGACCUAAUGCCAUUCCAGUCUCCAUAGAGCAAGGGAACCGCCUCCUCAACACGGUAGAGGAAACCAAAGUGAGCGAUGAGGACGUGCUGGGGACUCAGCCCCCUUCGGAAACGCGGUUGGAGUCUGGGCCGGUGCCGAGGCGGAGCGAGGAGGCUCCGUACGCGAAGACGGAUAGCAGCGGGAAGUCUGCAGGAGCGACAGAAGAAGACUGCAGGCCAGAAGCGAUAGAGACUAUGCCGCACUGGUGGUGGGAAACUAGUGCGAAGGAAUCUUGCAACCAAGGAGGAGCCUUGUGUUACGUGGGUGCAACAGCGGUACUUCGCGUUGAGCUUGCAGGAAGUUCAUGCGAGGCACUUUUAGACAUAGGCGCUUCGAAAAGUUUCAUUAACCCUAAAACAGUCGAGCGAUUGCAGCCGAGGGUGCUGAGACUUCCAGAAGAGCAUAAGUUCACUGUUGCUGCAGGUGAACAAUUACGCAUUGAUCGAGUUGUGACUUGGUUGACGAUGUGGUGUGGACACGCAUGUUUUUCCGGGGACUUCUUAAUGGGAACCGUUCCCUAUGAUUUAGUUUUGGGUUUGGACUGGAUGACUGAGCAUAAGGCAGGUUUCCAUCAAAUCCGAAUGACCACGGGAAACCUUUGGAAGGCAGGCUUCUACACAGGGAGGUAUCCAAGGAUUAUGGCGAUUACUUCGGCCUCAAAGCUGUUCCAUGUACCUCCCAAGUCAGCAUCAAUUCCUAUCUUGAACAGCCUUUUAGCACAUGGCGCUGUUGCCUCUCUUGUUGAGGCGCUGAUCUACAGCGCUAUCCUCGCUGCACACGCUCAGCUUCAGCAGCAAAUGCCUGGCAUUGUCCUCGAGCAGCAGCUCUACCCUUUGUUCUGCAAGAGCAAAUUCGCAAAGCAAGAGCUUACCUAUCGUGGCUGUACUAUACGUGCUUAG
Messenger RNA from Eimeria necatrix, 960 nucleotides. RefSeq lists its product as hypothetical. Bases 1 to 960 code for a protein of 319 amino acids. The transcript has 2 exons. NCBI's taxonomy places the organism in Eukaryota, Apicomplexa, Conoidasida, Eucoccidiorida, Eimeriidae. The record is from RefSeq and is a predicted model, not a curated record.